Gaeumannomyces tritici R3-111a-1 is the source of this 976-nucleotide messenger RNA. RefSeq lists its product as hypothetical. Gene Ontology annotation, biological process: N-terminal protein amino acid methylation. The transcript is spliced from 4 exons. Gene Ontology annotation, cellular component: cytoplasm. Lineage: Eukaryota; Fungi; Ascomycota; Sordariomycetes; Magnaporthales; Magnaporthaceae. Gene Ontology annotation, molecular function: N-terminal protein N-methyltransferase activity. The record is from RefSeq and is a predicted model, not a curated record. The coding region runs from base 237 to 926 and encodes 229 amino acids.
AUUUUAUAUGAUGCGUGUGGACGGCAGGUGCAAACCACUGCCCAUCUGGCGACCCCUAUUAGACGUGGACAUCUCGGCCUUGCGCAGCACGACCUCCUAGUGUUCACCUAGGAAUCCUUGUUGACUUGUUGAAACUAGCAUCCAAUUCAUUCUUCUUAUAUUAUCCCCUCAACCAGAGUGAGAAGAAGGAAGAAACCCUAAAUCUAUCCUGGGGGGAAGAAAAAAGGAAAAACUUAAUGGCCACCACCCCAGCGGACUCGAUCUCGUUGCAGGCCCCAGACUCGCUAAUCAAUACAGACGAUGGCAGGCAGUACUGGGAAGCCGUAAGUGCGGACUUGGACGGCAUGCUGGGCGGAUUUCCCUAUAUCUCCAAGGUCGACCUGCAGGGCUCCAAGAAUUUCCUGGCCAAGCUAGGAAUCGGCUCAAAGGAGGGACUGCGGACGGUCGAGUCUGCCCUGGAUGGAGGUGCCGGCAUCGGGAGAAUCACCAAGGGUCUCCUCCUAGAUAUUGCAAAGAACGUGGACGUGGUAGAGCCCAUCGCCAAGUUCACGGCCACCCUGGGGGAGGUCACGGGCGUCAGGAGCAUCUCCAACAUCGGGCUGGAGGAGUGGGAGCCCCAGACCGGAACCACGUACGACCUGGUCUGGACCCAGUGGUGUCUGGGCCACCUGACCGACGACGAGGUCAUCCUAUAUCUGAAGAGGUGCAAGGCGGCCCUGACGCCCGAGACGGGACUGGUCGUGGUCAAGGAAAACCUGAACUCUGGCGAGGAAGACCUCUUUGAUAAGCUGGACAGCAGCGUCACGCGACGCGACAGUAAGUUCCUGGCCCUGUUCGAGGCUGCUGGACUGCGAGUGGUAAGGAGCGAGAUUCAAAGAGGGAUGCCAAAGGGGUUGUGCCAAGUCAAGAGCUACGCACUGCGGUAGAGGGAAACGAGCAUCUGUCGGCGAGAGAGAGAGAGAGAGAGAGAGAGAGA